AGACACAGAGACAGCACUGGAUCACUCGUUCAUUCAGGACAGGACCUGAACCAAGAUCAGACAAAUGACACAGCAGAGAUCGGACAGUCUGGAGUCAGCGGACUCUGAGCUGGCGCAGUGUGAGACCGAGGUGAGCACUUUACUGCAGAUCAUCUCUGAGCUCAACAGGAAGAUGGACUCCCUCCAAAUACCACGAGAGAUGAAACCGCCUGAGGGUCACGUGUGUGUCAGUGGGGGCGUCCCGCAGCAGGGCUUGAGAUCUCCGGCCUACAGCCUCACAGCGGCGGACGCUGGCACAGCAUCUGUGGAGACCAAGACCAAGAACAUCUCGGAAGGGGGCAGCAGUGAUCUUUGGAACGAGCUGCAGAAGGUUCUCUCUGCUCUCGAGAUCUCUAGCGGUCAUGGGAGGAAGAUGCUCAGGCUGCAAACGCAGAAUUCGGAGAGAGUUCAAGCACACCAUGUCUCUGCAGGCCGGGAGAGCUGGGUGAAGGCCACACAGGUGCUGGAGGAGAUGGAGAGCGAUUUGGGGAUCUCAUACCCCUCUGCUCUUCCCCCUGAUGAGAGACGUCAGUAUCAGCGGGAUGUUCUCACACUGUACAAACACAACCAAGACCUCAACACCUCCUUGAAGAGCCACCAGGAAGAGCUUCUAGGAGCUGAAAGUUUGCUGAUUGGUCUUGAGGACGAGAAAAAGUGGCUGAUGGAAAAGUUAGUGGACCUGAAGAGGAAGUGGCUGUACGGAGUGAGUCGUUCUCCUCCUGUUAGUCCAUCACUGUCCUCUAGUCGAACUUCGAGCCCUUGCUUUUCCUCUCCUCCAUAUCCUGGAUCCCCUCUGCUGUCCCGCAAACUGCCUGGCUCCAGGCCGGACUCCCCUUCAUCUCCCUUCACCGUUGAUUCUGUGCUUCAGGCUGAGAUCGAAAAGCUGCAGAGGUGUCUGGAGCGACUGAAAGCUCGGAAUGAGCGCCUGAAUGGCGCACUGGUCAGGAGGAAAGGAGAAUCAGAGCAGCUGAGCAUGAGUCUUAGCCGACAGGAGGCAGACAGCUCGGCUCUACACAUGGCUCUGGCAUACUGUGAGGAGUGUGAGGAGGCUUACAGUGACCUACUAUCCCUGUGCGAAGCCAGAAGACAACAGAACGCGGAACAAAUGAGCACACCGCAGUCUGACCUCUCAAAGUUAACAGACGUGAACUCGGACAAAGGCGAGCCAUCCUCCAGUCCACUAGAGGGCACUGCUGAGAAUAGAACAAACAGCUUAUCGGGGCAGGAGUUUGAGGGCCAGGCUGGUGUAAUUCUCCAGAGGAUCGCCAGGCUGAAGCAGGACAGGGCCGCAAUGUGUAUCCCGCAGCAGAGGGGCAAAGCAGGAGAGGGCAAGAUCAGUCCAGACACUGGCACGCUUGCAGGGGUCAGAGGUCGCACCAGUUCACUUUCCAAAAACACCAAAGAAGAGAAAGCGGUUCUACUGUAUGAGCUGGUGACAGUCAGGGAGGAGAUGUCAGAGAUGCGUGGGAAUCUUCGGCUUCUGGAAAAAGAGAGACGGUGUUUGGACCUGGCGCUGAUGGUCCAGAGUGCCCAAGAUUCUGCUGGUGCUCUGAUCCUGGACAGUCUGCGAGAUGAGCUUGGGGAGAGGAGAGCCACCCAGCAGAGAAUUGCUGAAAAUCUGGCAAAUAUAGAAGUUGAAGGGGAAAUUCCUGGUCCUCGCAAUCACUCAAUCCUAAGAGAACUGCAAGCAGCAUUGCAAAGGGAGCAAUCACUGAAGAAGAGAGUGGCGGCUUUACGUGAGUCGCUGGACUCAGCGGUCACAGACAGCACCACUCAGAGAAGGGUCAACAGAGAGGAGAAUGCACGUCUCUCCCGCUACUACAAUAAAGUCUCAAGCACUUACAGAAGUUCUCGGAAAAAGCACCAGGAGCAGCUGUGGCGACUGGAGAAGCAAAUUGCGGUAAUGAACGAACGUCACACUGCCAAGGAGGCUGAGCUAAGUGCCACACUGGAAGCUAUAAAGUGGAGGAGAGAGGAGACCAUACUCUAAAAGACUCUACAGCACAGUUCUUAGCGUCAUUUCAUUGACAAAUAUUUCCGAAGGCUAAUGCCUAGUGGAAUUUGAGUAAGAGGCUGGGUAAUCAUUGACUUAGAAAUACUGAGCAUAUAAUCCACUGAACUCCAAAAAACUAAAUUGCCACUAAAAUUGUUGCCAAGGGUGUGCCAUUUGGCACUUUAAAGGUUAAUCUUUUGCUGAGAUAUUAUGUAUAAUUUGGUAGUAAAAUGUAAAGCCUUGCACAUUUUAUUGGU
Messenger RNA from Rhinichthys klamathensis goyatoka, 2289 nucleotides. RefSeq names its product Usher syndrome 1C binding protein 1 (gene ushbp1). NCBI's taxonomy places the organism in Eukaryota, Metazoa, Chordata, Actinopteri, Cypriniformes, Leuciscidae. The transcript has 14 exons. The record is from RefSeq and is a predicted model, not a curated record. The coding region runs from base 65 to 2029 and encodes 654 amino acids.